GAUCUUGAUAUUAUUCAAGUUCGCGAAACGUGUUUCGACGCGCGAGAUUUUUCGAAUUUUCUUUUCUCAACAUGAAAGAUUCGCAUAAUUAAAUCUUUCUAAAAGUAAACUUUGAUCUUGUUAUUAAAAUAUUUUUCUUUAUUUUCAGAAACGGUGGGCUUCUAUGUAGAAGUUGUGGCGUUUUCCUAACCUAAUCCUAACCUAAAAACUUCGGUGGUAAAAAUAUCGGAGUUGUCUUUAGGCUACUUGCGUAAAAAAAAAAAAAAAACUUUUAAAUUGGAGGCACUUAAAUGAUUAAGUGAUUAGAAAGAAAAACGACCGACUGUACGUGUAUAUGCGACAAAUUGUGGAAAAGAUGAUAGACCCGACCAACAAGAAGUUACUUUACAACACUGUGCUGUCACAGACAUUUUCACCCGACGGAAAUUAUCUUCUGGCUGGCAAUAUUUAUGGGGACGUCUCAGUAUUUGACCUGUCAAAGGCCUUAGGACCCAACAAGGUGGAGGAGAAUGAGUUACAAGGACCUAGUUAUCGCUUUGCCGCGCAUUCUGAUCAAGAAGUCGCAUGCAUGCUCUCUGUGGAGAAUUUUCUUGUGACCGGAACACGUGGUGAAAUAUCAGGAUGGGACUGGAAAGUGGUUACGUCGAAUAAAGCUCCCAAAAGUAAAAUGGCUUGGAAUAUACAAAUUCCUGCUAAUAAAGACAGUUAUGAUAAGCCAGACAUAAAUUAUAUGGUGCAUUCAAAAGUGAAUAAUUUAUUAUACGUUGGCUGUGGUGAUAAUAACAUUUAUGUUAUAAACUUAGAGGACAGAAAGAUUCUGAGAAGCAUGCAGGGCCACACUGAUUACAUACAUUGCCUUGCCAUAAUGGAUAAUCAGCUUGCCUCCUGUAGUGAGGACGGUUCUGUGAGAUUAUGGGAUUUGCGCAAAAAAGAGAACACUAACAUAUUAACGCCCCAUUUAGUAGACAAAGUUGCUCGACCACGAUUCGGAAAGUGGAUUGGCGCUGUUGAUUUCACCGAAGACUGGUUGCUAUGUGGUGGUGGACCUAGUUUAUCAUUGUGGCACAUGCGAACAAUGGAGGUAGCGACAAUUUUCGAUCUGGCCGAUCAAGGGAUCCAUGUAGCAGAGAUCUAUGAGGAACGCGUGAUUGCUGGAGGCUCGACCGACCAUGUUCAUCACAUGACGUAUCAAGGUGAGGUUCUAGCCAAAGUUCCCACAUCGAAUCUCACCGUAUACAGCGUGGUACACCAGGAAACGCCACACAAGGUGCUCAGUGUGGCCGGCUCCUCAAACUGCAUCGACAUCAGUACAAACUUCAAUUACCGCGAAAUGACGCUCAAGUUUGCAUAAUAAUUAUUAAAAUAAUUUGUUAUUACAAAAUGGGAAUUUAAUUUUCCCAUAAAAAUUUUUAUCCUUUUUCAAAUUUGAACGGAUGAAAUGGAUAUAAUUAAUUUGCCAGAUUCCGAUUUUUUAAAUAAAUAUAUUAAUUAAGUGUACAGUUUUUUUAUACGAUACAAUUCUUCUUUUGUACAAAUAUACAAGCAAUAUUUGCGCGAUGAAAUACAGAGAUACAUAUGCAUUUGUCCUUAUAAUUGCACUUUUCACAUUGCCUUUUUCCUUCUACUUAUACAUAUAAAUAAGGAUGAAUAAAAAUAAAGAAUUAAAAAUUAUAAUAAAAAAUAAUAGAAAUAAUUAAUAUAAGUCUUAUAUAUUACGUAUCCAUUUUGCGCUUACUACAUAACUACAUGACAAAUAUGAAAGAGAGUAACACAAAAGUGGUUAAAACAGCCAAUGUUCACAUACUCUUUUUUUCCAUUAUUUAUCCAUUAUUU
This is a messenger RNA of Temnothorax curvispinosus, 1833 nucleotides long. RefSeq names its product THO complex subunit 6 homolog (gene thoc6). Bases 335 to 1351 code for a protein of 338 amino acids. Gene Ontology annotation, biological process: mRNA export from nucleus. Gene Ontology annotation, molecular function: protein binding. The transcript has 5 exons. The record is from RefSeq and is a predicted model, not a curated record. Gene Ontology annotation, cellular component: THO complex; transcription export complex. NCBI's taxonomy places the organism in Eukaryota, Metazoa, Arthropoda, Insecta, Hymenoptera, Formicidae.